Messenger RNA from Parasteatoda tepidariorum (common house spider), 1725 nucleotides. Its product is annotated as sulfotransferase 1B1. NCBI's taxonomy places the organism in Eukaryota, Metazoa, Arthropoda, Arachnida, Araneae, Theridiidae. The record is from RefSeq and is a predicted model, not a curated record. Gene Ontology annotation, molecular function: sulfotransferase activity.
AUGUUCGAAAUGAUUCUAUGGGGGAAGGGGGAAUCUAGAAUACCAAGUUCGAUUUGUUCUGGAAUUUUUUAUCAACAUAACUUUCAUGAAAAAAUAAAUAACUACGUGCGUUGUUCACGUGAAUUGUGGCGAAUAAAUAGGAGCUGCAUUUACCAAAAAUGUAUAUUCGAAAUUAAUUCGUCUAAUAGCUUGUGACUAUAUUUUCUGUCUACUAUAUUUUCUGUCUACUAUAUCUUCUGCCUUCUAGAUCAUCAUAUACUGAAAAAAUGCCUGAAUGUGAAGUACAGUUGAGGAAUGGGGAAGAAAAGCCUGAAGAAGAACUAAAGAAAGAGUCAUGUGUGAUGCUACUGUUUGUUAGAGGUCGACCAUUUCCUGGCAGUCGAUGGUUUUAUAAAGAAAUCAUAGAAGAAGCUCUAGACUUCAAGCCACGUGAUACAGACAUUAUAAUCAGCACUUUUCCAAAAUGUGGCACUAACUGGAUGAAGUACAUAGUCCACACCAUAAUCACAAGAGGUCAGAAGCCAUUAGAAUCAUCUCACCAACUGACCUACGAAGCAGUGCCCUUUGUCGAUAUUAGUGGUGUAGCAGCAAUAGAGGCACUACCAGAUCCUCGACCUAUUCAUUACCAUUUGCCCUACGACUUGAUCCCAAAGAAUCCAAAUACCAAGUACAUAUAUAUUUUCAGAAAUCCAAAAGACACCGUGGUUUCCUUCUAUCAUUUCACAAUGCAAACAGACGAGCUCCAUGUUACCUUCGAUGAAUAUUUUGAAUCAUUCAUCAGAGGUCUGGUGGCCUAUGGAGAUUACUUCGACCACGUACUGUCUUGGUACGAACGCCGUCACGAUCCGAAUGUCCUAUUUCUGUCCUAUGAACAGCUCCAGGCAGACACCAGAGGUCAAAUCUUACGUAUAGCUAAAUUCAUUGGGGAAGAGUACCACAGGGAGCUGGUGGAAGAUAAAGCUUUAAUCGAAAAAGUUCUAUACCUGAUAAGCUUCGAGAACAUGAAGAAGUCGUUGAUGAAGGAAGCUCCCAACAAAAAAGAGUACGAACUAGAAUCCAAAGAAAUUGAGAGUCCCUUUAACGUACCAGGACCAAGAUAUGAAGUGAAAUACUUGAAAUAUUUCCGAAAAGGAAUCGUAGGAGAUUGGAAGAACCAUAUGAACCCAGAUCAGAGUCGACGAAUGGAUCAGCGAAUUCUGGAGAAAUUCGGAGGCACUGAAAUCAUUAACAUGUUCAAUGCCAAGAAAACGUGGUUGUGAAUAAGCAAAUGGAAAAGUAUUUAUAAGAAUUCACCGAGUGUCUUAGCAAAGGAGGUCGUCAUAGUCAUUUGAAAUAUUUUAGAAGCCUAAAAAGGGAAGUUAGACGCUGAAUAUUUAAGUGACUUUUAGAACUGCUUAAAGAGAAAAGUUUGAAAUAGUUCUUUAGAAUAUUGCAAUGCAAUUAUAUUGUUGUUAGUUAAGAAUGCAAGUUCAAGAGUUUCAAUUAGUUUACUAAGUAAACUUGAUAGAGAUUUACAUGCUACUAAUCGGCAUGAAAUUCAAUUAUAGUAAUUGGAUUUAAAUAAUGUUAGAUAAUUUUACGAAGGUACAAGCUUUGUGCUACUUUGAUUGUAAAUAGUUAUCUUUUUGCAUUUUAAAUAUUUUUGAAACAAAAAUGAAAGUUUUCUUAUUGUUGAAAACAUUUAUGUAACUUCGUGAUAAAUUAAAUAAAUGUAACAGAAAUACA